AUGCGUGCACCCCAGAAGCUCAAUUAUAACAUGUACUCUGUGGAAAUGGAACUGUUCACAGUAGAGAAUAACACACUUCUCUAUCAAAAUAGCAAUAAACAGGAGGAUGGUCGACUGCGUCCAGAGCCAUUUCUGCCCAUCUACAUCACAGUCUACGUGACCAUCAUCAAUAUCAUCAUCUUCGUUGUGGGCAUUGUUGGGAAUGUUCUAGUGAUCGCUGUGGUUGCCAGGGUCAAGGAUAUGAGAACUUCUAUGAACUUGUACUUGGUGAACCUGAGUGUGGCUGACCUUCUAGUGCUGUUUAUUUGUCAACCUACGGCUAUGCUGGAGCUCUUCGCCAAGGAGCGCUGGUUUCUGGGAGAUAUCGUUUGCAAGCUUAUCCCUGCUCUGGAGCAUACGACAAUGCAUGCAUCAACACUCACUAUCGUUGUUAUCACUUUUGAGAGAUAUCACGCCAUCUGCAGGCCGCUGGAUGUGUUCCUACGUUUUGCAAUAACUACGUCACUUCCAUUUGUAGCAAUGACUAAUUUGGAAAAAGCAAAAUUCUAUGAUGAUCAUGUUUGGCACUACUGUUUUCUUCUCGCUGCUACAACAAUUUUCUUUAUAUUUCCUCUCCUGCUCCUGACCAUACUGUACGCUAACAUCAUCGGCAAGUUGUACCAAAGCGAUUUAGCAAAUGGUAGAAUCAGAUGUGGGGUAAAAGAAUCCACAGGAUACAGUCUCAGAUCUCGCAGACAGGUCAUCCGCAUGCUGAUCACCCUGGUGAUCCUCUUCUUCCUCUCCCUGGCCCCUUUGAGAGUAGUCGUCGUGUGGCAAAUCUUCAGUCCUCCAGACAGCAUCCAUCGUUUUGGGAUCGAAAACUACUACAACGUCCUAUGGCUGUGCCGACUACUGAUAUAUAUGAACUCAGCGGGAAACCCUUUAAUAUAUUCACUGCUCUCCAGCAAAUUCAAGAUCGCUUUCUCAUUCCUGCUGCGAUGCCAGACUCGCAUGUUGGACCGCCGAAGCAGACAAAGACCGCAUUUACAUAACCUGAGACAGCUGUACAGACGUUCGACAGAGAUUGAUGCAUUCACUAAACAGCAGCUGAACAUAAACCUUUCCAGUUUUUCCAAACGCAAAUCAUCGGUUUUUCACCAAUGUUCCUACCCCGAGAUUUGUAAUUUCCAAGCUGAGCACUCUUGUC
Messenger RNA from Candidula unifasciata, 1186 nucleotides. NCBI's taxonomy places the organism in Eukaryota, Metazoa, Mollusca, Gastropoda, Stylommatophora, Geomitridae. The record is from the annotation of a GenBank genome assembly.